UUUACUCCCGAGGCGACGCUCUCUUCUAAGCCUUUGUUUCUCCCACGCCGCUGCCUUCCGCGCCGUCCUUUGCAACGCCGUCCACACUUUUCUAAACUGAAGCCCUCCUUCUCUUUCGGUUCGCCCCCCUUUUUUAUUAUUACCGGGGGACUUCUCGGAGUGGGGGAGAAGACGAUUCCUCUUCGCGCCCCUCCUCCAGCCUCCUCCCCACCUCUUUAGCUUAGGCGGGCAAGACUCACCGUUCUUCAGCUCGUGUCUGACGGCUGUUCUCAACUUACAAUCCUGGGAAGUCCUAGUUACUAUCAUAAACCCAAAAUGCACAGGUUAGGUGAGGGGCACUAUGAUCCAACCAUUCCUAGUUGGCCCCCUCCCAGCCCUGUGCCUCAGUAAGGAUGAAAUGGUUUUCCUGGCAGGUUUGAAAUCUCUUCUUCCUUGUGCUGUCAGAACUCUGAUUCGAUCAAAUAAACUUAACAUUAGCAAUACCUCUGGAAUGGCAGAAGGUAAAUAUAAAGGAUUUGUACAGGCAAAUGUUAUAAUUAUGCAUAAAUCUUUUGCUGAUGACUUUGAAAAAUUUUGUCAAGCAAACGAUGGACCACUUCCCUUGCUGUAUAGAAGUAAGCCAGGGGAAUGGAAGUGUCCUUUCUUGAGCAAUAAUUCUGAUAUAAGAAGUGACUGCUUGCAAUACAAGAAAUAUGAGCACGGAAUAUCCACAGGAAUUGUGACAAAUCUGAAAGAAUAUUCUGAACAGUUUAAAGACAUGGUGACCUUUUAUCUGGGCUGUAGUUUUACAUUUGAAAAGGCACUCCAGAAAACUGGCAUUCCUGUAAGAAAUGUGGAACAGAAAUGUAAUGUAAGCAUGUACAAGACUGCUGUUCCUUGCUGUGAUAUUGAAUGUUUUCACUGUAAUCUAAUAGUAACUAUGAGAUAUAUACCUCAAGAUAAACUGAAAGAGUGUGUGCAAAUCACCCAUCCAAUGAAAAAAUCACAUGGAGCACCAGUUCACAUUGGCUCUUCUGAUUUAUUAGGAAUUAAAGAUCUAUCCAGUCCAGAAUAUGGUGAUGCAGUACAAGCUAAUCCUGGAGAUGUACCAGUCUUUUGGGCCUGUGGAGUAACAGGAAUAGAAGCUGUCAUCAAUUGCAAAGCUCCACUGGCUUUUACCCAUUCACCUGGUUGCAUGUUUAUCACUGAUUUGGAAGUUGAAGAUGAUGCAUCUGGUAAUGAUAAAGAUCUCCCUGAAGUCUACAGUAUUUCUCAGGAUCCUUUGCAUUAUAGCAUUGCUUCAACAGCAGCUGUAAAGAAAAUUAGAGGCUUAGAAAAUAUAAUAGCAAUAGAUCCAGGGAACAGAGGUGUGAAACAUCUGUUUUCUUGUGAUGAACUUCUGAAGGCAUGCCUGUCGCUUUCCCAUGCAAAAUCAGUGUUGAUUACUACAGGAUUUCCCACCCAUUUCAAUUAUGAACCACCUGAAGAAAAUGAUGGGCCGCCUGGAGCCAUUGCAAUGGCAGCAAUCUUGAAGGCCAUGGGAAAAAAUGUAGUUAUAGUGACUGAUCAAAGAGCUCUCGAUUUAAAUAGAAAAAUUAUCAAGGAAGCUGUUGAGCAAGAAAUACUGCAAACACCUGUCCCUGUAAUCAGCUACCAAAGCAAUUCUCAAGAUUCAGCUGUGCAGUUUUUAUGUGAAGAUGGGAAUCCAGAAAAACCAAGAUUUAAUCAUUUGAUAGCAAUAGAACGUGCUGGGAUGGCUGCUGAUGGUAAUUACUACAACGCAAGGAAAGUUAAUAUUAAAUAUUUAGUAGAUCCCAUUGAUGAACUCUUUAUAGCUGCACAAACUCUCCCAGGAAUUACUACUACAGGUAUUGGAGAUGGAGGAAAUGAAUUGGGAAUGGGAAAAGUAAAAGAAGCCACAAAGAAGCACAUUAAAAAUGGAGAUGUCAUAGCUUGUGAUGUGGAAGCUAAUUUUGCAGUUGUUGCAGGUGUUGCCAAUUGGGGAGGCUAUGCAGUUGCUUGUGGACUAUAUAUCCUCAAUACAUGUGAAAUACAUGACCGAUAUCUGAGAAAAGCUGUUGGAUAUCCCAGGUUUUCCAAAUAUAAGAACUGGGCAUCAGCAUUACCUUCUGUGGCUAAGGAAGAAAACAUGCUGAAGAUAUUACAGCGGCAUCAUGUUCGCAGUGGAAUAACUGCAAGUUUGGCAAUGGAAGUGGAUGCUCUGCCAUUCUUUGACAUUCAUUCAAGUUUAAUAGAGAGGCUGCGGGAGGAAACUUUCAAAUAAUAUUCCAUCUCUAACAAUAUGGUAUAGUAAACACAUUUAGUCCAGAAUAUAUAUUACCACUACAUUCCCUGAUCAGAUAUCCUGCCACAAUUUAUUAUUCCAAAUAGUAUGAGGUAGAAGAAUGUGUGAUUGUACAGUAAAUUUCUGGAAUAAUGUCAAUGUAGAAUUAAUACAUUUUUCAGAAUGAUAUCUUUUUUCAAUUAUCUAACUAAAAUGUAUCAACAAUAAAUUAAUCGAGAAUACAUUUUCUUUGAUUUAAACAAGAUUCAUCUGUGCCUCAUUUGCCAGAUGCCCUGUUAAAACGGUAAUAACCCUCCAAAGGAAAGUUGCAGACAGUGUUCUGAAAUACUUUCUUCUCUCCCACAAAAUAAUAGGAAUAGAAGGGGCCCUUAGGCUAUUGAAUUCAACUCUUUGCUCAGGGCAAGCAUCCAAAUUAAAAUCCAUAGAAGUCUACCUAGCUUUACUUUAGUAGGCGAUUGGUUGCACUGUCAAACUGCUCUUCUUAGGAGGAAAUUCUCAACUUUGAACCAGAGUCUGCCUUCCACUGAGUUAUUACAUGUCUUGUCCUCUAAAAUGAUAAAGAAUGAGUUGUGUCCUUCUCUAUGAUAUUACUCUGUGAUUUCCUUCCAGUAUGAAGAGGGAGGUAGCAUAUUCCCACUCAAUUGUCUUUUUUUCUGAAUAUAUGUAUUCAGUUCUUUCUAUUGAUUCUCAUUGAAUGUAAUUUCUAGUUCCACACUCAAACUUGCUGUCUUUUUCUUGGUGUUUGAGUCCUUGUUAAAGGCCAUGUCCAUGAUAGAAAUAUAAAACUCU
Messenger RNA from Thamnophis elegans (Western terrestrial garter snake), 3073 nucleotides. It is a transcript of the gene DGLUCY, whose product is annotated as D-glutamate cyclase. The transcript has 14 exons. Bases 341 to 2263 code for a protein of 640 amino acids. Lineage: Eukaryota; Metazoa; Chordata; Lepidosauria; Squamata; Natricidae. The record is from RefSeq and is a predicted model, not a curated record. Gene Ontology annotation, biological process: glutamate metabolic process. Gene Ontology annotation, molecular function: D-glutamate cyclase activity.